Sphaerodactylus townsendi is the source of this 1309-nucleotide messenger RNA. Its product is annotated as zinc finger protein 557-like. Gene Ontology annotation, biological process: regulation of DNA-templated transcription. The transcript has 3 exons. The record is from RefSeq and is a predicted model, not a curated record. Lineage: Eukaryota; Metazoa; Chordata; Lepidosauria; Squamata; Sphaerodactylidae. Bases 59 to 364 code for a protein of 101 amino acids.
CUUGCCAGUGCACUCCCUCCCGCCAUCUCCUGCGCUUGGCGAAAGGAAGGGAGCCGCCAUGCUCCCAGCUCAGGGUGGGGUGUCCUUUGAAGAGGUGGCCGUGCAUUUCACCAAGGAGGAACGGGCCCUGCUGCGGCCCCCCCAAAGGGCGCUGUACAAGGAAGUCAUGCUGGAGAACUUUCGGAACGUGUCUUCUCUGGGUCCUCUGAUUGCUAAGCCCGAGCUCAUAUCCCAGCUUGAAGAGGAAGGAGAGGUGUUUCUUGGGAUCUUUGAUGAAGAGGAGGAGCUCCCAGGUAACUACUAUAUGUCCCUCGGGACUGUACUUUGCCUGUGCUUCCUUUUAAGAGCAGGUGGAUUUCUGUGAGGAUUACCGUCACUGUUUGACCUUCUCUUCCUUAGAGAUGGAAUGAGAUGUGAAUGUGGAAAUGGUGGCUGUAGUUCUGGAACCUAUGAAAACAGCCUGAUUCCUUGUACCCAGUCUGGUCGCUUAUUCACUGUCCACCCUCUGUGGCAGGGCUGUUCUCCAGGCACCUGGAACCCCUUUAAAUGAAGAUGCCAGACACUGAUCCUGAGAUCCUGGCACAUGGAAAGCAGGCAUUUUCCCACAGAGAAGACCCAGAGCAAUUCCAGAGAAUGCUCACACUAGUGCAUUUUACCUUCUUCUCCUCUCAGUUCACAACAGAGUUGUCAACAAUUGUGAGCAGUCUGGCACAUAGAGAUUUCCCAACAGGACAGCCCAGCACUAUAAACCCCCACGUCUUGCAGAGGCAAUCCUUGCUUUCUCACUACCUUUUAAGCCUUGGCCAGGAUUCAUCUGCAGUUGCCUCCUGUCAGUAUUAUAGAAGCAUGAAGGUGGUUUACUAAACAAAGGAACGUGCAGAAGUGGUGUGAGCAGUGGGUGUGUUGCACAGCAGAAGUCCUGACUGGUGGGGGAGGGGCACAGAAGAGUCACCUGUCGAGUAGAAGGGGGAACCUGGCUGUAGUGAAACUAAUAGGAUAUAGCACAGACUCUGGGGGAAUCUAUGGACUUUGAGAGAGGCUGCAGUCUGGACUUUUCUGAGAUUAUAAGGGCGGGAUGGUGAUGUUAUUUCCAAGAUUGGUCUGAAUGUAACCGAGACCCUCUAAUUUUCCCAUUCCAUUUCUGUAAUUAUUUUCCAUUCCUGCCUUCUUCCCAGGCUUAACUGAAAUAAAACAAAGUCGGAGAGGGAGAUAGUGGAAUUAAGAUUCUUUGGGGGACCCCUGCUCCUUCAUUAUGCUGAAAGGUUGGGUAGAGGGUUGGCUUAAACAUCUUCUGAGGUGCUUUUUUGAG